Messenger RNA from Phyllostomus discolor (pale spear-nosed bat), 769 nucleotides. Its product is annotated as histone H1.4. Gene Ontology annotation, biological process: nucleosome assembly. The record is from RefSeq and is a predicted model, not a curated record. Gene Ontology annotation, molecular function: structural constituent of chromatin; DNA binding. Gene Ontology annotation, cellular component: nucleosome. NCBI's taxonomy places the organism in Eukaryota, Metazoa, Chordata, Mammalia, Chiroptera, Phyllostomidae. Bases 51 to 707 code for a protein of 218 amino acids. The transcript has a single exon.
GCCAGUGCCUCGUUUCCGGCUCGAGUUCUCUUCCCACGCCCGCCCGCAGCAUGUCCGAGACCGCGCCUGCCGCGCCUGCAGCCCCGGCCCCCGCCGAGAAGGCGCCGGUGAAGAAGAAGGCCCGUAAGGCCGCUGGUGCCACUAAGCGCAAGGCGUCUGGGCCGCCGGUGUCCGAGCUCAUCACCAAGGCCGUGGCUGCCUCCAAAGAGCGUAGUGGCGUGUCGCUAGCCGCGCUCAAGAAGGCGCUGGCGGCCGCGGGCUACGACGUGGACAAGAACAACAGCCGCAUCAAGCUGGGCCUCAAGAGCUUGGUGAGCAAGGGCACCUUGGUGCAGACCAAGGGCACCGGCGCCUCGGGCUCCUUCAAGCUCAACAAGAAGGCGGCCUCCGGGGAGGCCAAGCCCAAGGCCAAGAAGGCGGGCGCGGCCAAGCCCAAGAAGGCUGCUGGGGCGGCCAAGAAACCCAAGAAGGCCGCGGGGUCAGCCACCCCCAAGAAGAGCGCCAAGAAGACCCCGAAGAAGGCGAAGAAGCCGGUGGCGGCUGCUGGGCCGAAAAAGGCAAAGAGCCCGAAAAAAGCGAAAGCAGCCAAGCCCAAGAAGGCGCCCAAGAGCCCAGCAAAGGCCAAAGCGGUGAAACCCAAGGCGUCUAAACCAAAAGCCGCUAAGCCCAAGGCAGCCAAGCCAAAGAAGGCGGCCAAGAAGAAGUAGAAAGUUCCUUUGGCCAACUGUUAAAAAUUCAACACAACCCAAAGGCUCUUUUCAGAGCCACC